AUGGCGGCGCUGAUGAGGCAUGGCGGCCUCCUGAAGCGGCCCCCGUUUGGGGCCCUAGUGCACCGCUUCGCCACCAAGGCCGAGAAGAAGAAGGGCAUCGACAGGAAGCAGCCCCCGAAAAUAUACGCUGCGCAACAGUCUCUCGCCGCGAAAGGCUUCCUGAGGCCCUACGAGGCGUACACGCCACCGGAGGAUGCCAACGAGAGGCUGGACCACAUUUUUCGGGAGGUUAUGGGGGCCACGGACGGCGGCACCAGGAUCGGGAGCCUCGCGCAGAAAUUCGAUUUGUGCGCGGCCUGUGCCAAGGAAUUCAACAGAGCCAUUCCGAAUUCAGUUUUGCACUCGGUUCAAACUUUAAAUGAUGUUAGGAACUUCUACCAAACGACUGUUGACGACGUUACCCCCUUGGAUAAAAUGCGCAACAUGGAGUUGCCGGAAAAUUUGCAUGUUCAAUACGAAUAUUACCGAUUCCAUCCAGAUACUGAUAAGCUGUUCAAGGGGCAAACGGCCUUUAACCGGGAAUCGACACUAGUCACAGGCUUGAAGUAUAAAAAUAAAUAUAAAGGCCACACGGAACGGCAAGAGUGGCCCUUCACUUCGUAAAUGUAGUUUUUGUUGAAUAAAGAAUUUUAGAAAAAAA
Molecule: messenger RNA, 640 nt
Organism: Tribolium castaneum (red flour beetle)
Lineage: Eukaryota; Metazoa; Arthropoda; Insecta; Coleoptera; Tenebrionidae
Gene: mRpL50
Product: mitochondrial ribosomal protein L50
Exons: 3
Coding region: 1-603 (200 amino acids)
Cellular component (GO): mitochondrion; mitochondrial large ribosomal subunit
Source: RefSeq, a predicted model, not a curated record